Messenger RNA from Struthio camelus australis, 2975 nucleotides. The record is from RefSeq and is a predicted model, not a curated record. Lineage: Eukaryota; Metazoa; Chordata; Aves; Struthioniformes; Struthionidae.
AACUGAGCUUUCAUUUCAAGAUCGGGUCUUUCCGAAAUGGAGAGAACGUUGCUCGCGUUGAUGGUGGUCUCCUCGCUCGUAGGGUUAGCAACCGCUAUUGAUCCAAAGCAUGCUAUUGAAAUCCUCAGCCUCCACGUGGACUGCAAAGUCACAUCCCGAUUUGCUCACACUGUCAUCACCAGCAAAAUUGUCAACCGGGCUAAUGAAUCCAGCGAGGCGACCUUUGAAGUGGAGCUACCCAAGACGGCCUUCAUCUCCAACUUCUCCAUGUCCAUUGAUGGCGAAGUAUACCCGGGAAUUAUAAAGGAGAAAGCAUCUGCUCAAAAGCAGUAUGACACUGCGGUCUCGCACGGGCAAAGCGCUGGCCUCGUGAAAAUCACGGGGAGAAAACUGGAGCAGUUUCACGUCUCGGUAAGCGUCGCGGCGGCCAGCAAAGUCACUUUUGAGCUGACCUACGAGGAGCUGCUGAAGCGGCAGCUGGGGAAGUACGAGCUGCUGAUCAAGGUCAGGCCUAAGCAGCUUGUUAAACACUUCCAGAUCGACGUGCGCCUCUUCGAGCCCCAAGGCAUAAGCUUCCUGGAGACCGACAGCACUUUCCUGACAAACGACUUAACGCAGGCGCUUACAAAAGUGCAGAACGAGACCAAGGCUCGUAUUCUGUUUAAGCCAACGGUAGAGCAGCAAAAGAUAAAUCCCGAACUUGAUGAGACCCUCCUCAACGGGGAUUUUCUUGUACGUUAUGACGUUAGGAGAGGUGCGACUGCAGGUGAUAUACAGAUCGUCAAUGGGUAUUUUGUGCACUAUUUCGCACCCCGUGAAAUGCCAGUGUUUCCCAAAAAUGUCGUCUUUGUUAUAGAUCAAAGUGGCUCUAUGGCAGGCAGAAAGAUUGAACAGACGAGGGAUGCUCUCCUGAAGAUUUUGCAAGACCUCCGAGCAGGAGACCACUUCGGCUUUAUCACCUUUCACCGCAAAGUUGCGGAGUGGAAGAGCUCCUUGCUGGAAGCCACGGCGGAGAACGUGGCGAGCGCUGCAGUGUUUGUUCAAACUCUCAUCGCUAGCGGAGGCACAAACAUCAACAGCGCCCUGUUGACCGCUGCGAGCGUGCUGGAUAGAGCCGAGACGCUGCCAGCACGGAGCGUGUCCAUGAUUAUUUUGCUGACAGACGGUCAGCCCACUUCUGGUGAGACUAAUGUGGAAGUAAUUCAAGAAAACAUCCGGAAAGCCAUCAGUGGGAAGUAUGCCCUCUUCUGCCUCGGCUUCGGUUUUGAUGUCAGUUAUAAGUUCCUUGAGAAAAUGGCCCUGAGCAACGGGGGAAUUGCACGUCGUAUAUAUGAAAAUGCGGACGCAGCCUUGCAGCUCCAGGGUUUUUAUCAGGAGGUGGCUACUCCAAUAUUAACGAAAAUUGAAAUGCAGUAUCCAGAAAAUGCCAUCGAGGGAUUAACCAAGAACAAUUUCAAGCUGUUUUUUGAAGGGUCUGAAAUCAUAGUGUCUGGAAAAAUCAGCAAUGAGCUUGAAGUUCUGCCAGUAGAAAUUAAAGCUCAGUCACAUACUAGUGACUUGACUCUUAUAGAAGAAGCAAAUGUUAAAGAGAAGGAGCGAGUAUUUCAAAAUCAAAGCUACAUCUUUGGAAAUUUCAUUGAGAGAUUGUGGGCUUACUUAACCAUUCAACAGCUUCUAGAAAAAUCUAUUUCAGCGCAAGAACAGCAGCAGAAAACCCUGGAGGCGCAAGCCCUGGAGCUGUCCCUGCAGUAUGGCUUCGUUACACCCCUCACUUCCAUGCUGGUCACCAAACCCUCUGACCAGCAGCAGACGGAGCUGGCGAACAAACCCACCGAAGCCGAUAACGAGAAGCCCAGCAGUUUCCCAGUAGGAGAUGCUUAUAGACUGAGGACUGGAUCACUUCCCAGUCGCUGGCGAUUCCUGUACCAGUCCGGAAGCCAAAACUCCAUAAAAUUCAGCGGAGAGGUUAGAAACCUGAAAAGGGGAAAAAAAAGCAAGCGCUUCAUUAAACUCUUGUUCAUUUUAAAUGUUUCAGUUUUCAGGCUAGCAGGACAAACAAGAUCCCAGCCUCUCGCCGAUGAAUAUCCCCAGCUUCUCUUGCAAUUACCUGGACAAAGUGAAAUAAUCUGUUUAAAUACUGAUGGGCAAGCGCAGUCGUCUGUACACCUGCUGUCCGAUCCGGAGCAAGGAAUCUCUGUGACUGGGAAUCUUGGGGACAAAACAAAUCACUUUGUGCAGUUCGAAAUUACCUAUGUGAAUCCCCCUGUGCAAAUCCACGUCUCCACGGACGCGGUUGUCGUACGCCACAGUCGCAAGACCACCCGGCUGCCAUGGACCGAGUCUGCCACCUCCACAGUCCAGGGGCUGAGCAUCUCAGUUGAAAAGGAAAGAAGCCUAACAGUGUCACUGCCUGAUACUGUCACAGUAAAAAUAUCCUUUGUCAAGCUUCCAGAUGAUUUCCUCGGACUGUAUUUCUUGGACACUAACCACUUUUCUGACAAUGUCAGUGGAGUCCUUGGUCAAUUGUAUUCAAAAGCACAAUUUGAAAAUAAGCCCAGUGUAAAUCAGAGAGAUGAUGAAAGACUCCUAAGUGUAUCUGGAACUGAGCACAGAGUUACCAGGCAAUACAAGAAAGAUUACAGGCUUGAAUCAGCCAGUGAUCCUGUUUCCUGCUGGUCAUUGGAUAUAACUUCCUAGAGAAGAGUCAUUUGAGAAAGAAAACACUGCAAAUGAUGCUCUGCCAAACAGUUUGGAUACUCUCUCCUCAAGAAAACUGCACAGUCACUGCCUUACUUGUUAAUGCAGGACUGCCAUAUAUAUCUCUCCUCAAAAUCUUUAUACUUCUAAGAAGAGAGCUUGCUUGCUUGUGUGUAAUUGUAAAAUGGUUUACAAUGCUCAGUUUGGUUAUGUUGUGGAAGAUUCAUGUAAACAAAACUGAAUAAAAUUGACAUUAUCAGCUUACAGUUUCACAUGGA